Molecule: messenger RNA, 1330 nt
Organism: Chenopodium quinoa (quinoa)
Lineage: Eukaryota; Viridiplantae; Streptophyta; Magnoliopsida; Caryophyllales; Amaranthaceae
Product: 2-Cys peroxiredoxin BAS1, chloroplastic-like
Exons: 8
Coding region: 139-1047 (302 amino acids)
Biological process (GO): cell redox homeostasis; cellular response to stress; response to oxidative stress
Molecular function (GO): thioredoxin peroxidase activity
Source: RefSeq, a predicted model, not a curated record
CCAAUCUUCCAUUUCCACACACUCAAACAGUCUACUUAUCCACUCUCUCACCAACCUUUUUCCUCACACCAUUCAUAUAAUCUCACUUCAAUUUCACACCCAGAAAUUCGAAGAGAGAGAAACUCAACAUCAACAACAAUGGCGUCUGCAGCUUCUUCCUCUGCAAUUCUCUCUUCUAAUCCUAGGGUUUUCGCCGCUAAAUCUCAUGCUCCUAUGGCGGCUGCUUCCGUUUCUUCUCUCCCUAAACCUUUCUCUCAAACCCUAACUCUUUCUUCCACCUUCAAUGGCAAAUCCUUCCAACCUCCUCGCUCUUUGUCUUCUCGCCGCGCUCAAUCUUCCAGACGCAGCUUCGUCGUCCGCGCUUCUGCUGAGCUUCCCUUGGUUGGAAACAUUGCGCCAGACUUUGAGGCAGAGGCUGUUUUCGACCAAGAAUUCAUUAAUGUUAAACUUUCUGAUUACAGGGGAAAGAAAUAUGUAAUUUUGUUUUUCUAUCCUUUGGACUUUACAUUUGUUUGCCCUACUGAAAUCACUGCUUUCAGUGACCGUCAUGCAGAGUUUGAGAAGUUGAACACCGAAAUACUAGGUGUAUCCGUUGACAGUGUUAGCAGUGCCUUGCUGCCUAAUUUUGGAAUGUUGGGGGUCUUGAGGCUUUAUAUUGAAGCAAAUUUCUUAGAAAAUUCAUGGCAUAAGUUCUCACAUCUCGCAUGGGUCCAAACAGAUAGGAAGUCUGGUGGUUUGGGUGAUUUGAAUUAUCCCUUGGUUUCUGAUGUCACCAAGUCUAUCUCAAAGGCUUUCAAUGUUCUGAUCCCAGACCAGGGAAUUGCAUUGAGAGGAUUGUUCAUCAUUGACAAGGAAGGAGUCAUUCAACAUUCAACCAUCAACAACCUUGCUAUUGGUCGUAGUGUUGAUGAGACUCUGAGAACACUCCAGGCAUUGCAGUAUGUGCAAGAGAACCCUGAUGAAGUCUGCCCUGCAGGGUGGAAGCCUGGGGAGAAAUCAAUGAAGCCAGACCCCAAGCUUAGCAAGGAGUACUUUGCUGCCAUUUAAGGGACACGAUUGACUCUGCAUGACUGUCUCACAUAGGAAAUCCUGAAUUUUUGUUUUCUGUAUCAUGAUCUGUAAUCUUUUGCGAAAUUUGAGCUGAUUCUAGGGAAUAAAUGUCAACAGUUUAUCUAUGUAUCACUUUUAUAGCAGAUCCAAUUUUAAUGGUUUAAACUAUUGUCAUUGAGCUAUUUGGAUUGUGUGCUUGGUUGUAGCUAGCAGUACAACUGAAAAUUGUUUAUUAGAAGCAAUGCAAAUUGCUCAAUUUUGAGCAUCGUUUUUGUAUGCA